UUUCACGUGCUGCUCGUUCAGCUCGUUGCUCAAGAUGGCGGCGUCCAUCGUGGAUGCGGGCUCGAGCGCAACAGCCUGAUAUAUUUGAAGUAAUUUGAAGCUUCACGCGUGAUUGCUCGCGACGUAUUUUAAAAUGGCUUCAGAAGAAGAACCUACAGCCGCUACAUCCAGCCAAGCAAAGUUUUUAAACGCGUACGAUGACUCCAACAAAUACGCCGAGAGUCUGCUCCGUUCUGUUGUUCAAGCAACGAAAGCAGCUAAUGACCUGCCUGGAGCCGGAGAAGAUUUUGAGUACUUCAGCAGUUUUGCCAGUUUUCGCCAAGUUAUGCUGGCAGAAGGGAAGAGCGUACUCAAGCUGAUGUCAUCUCUGGCCAAUCACCAGGUUGGGAAAGGGAAGUUUGAGGGCCUGGACUUGGAGGAGAAGUUUGAUCUUCUAGCUGACAUCAAUGACACGGUUUUGGAGAGAGUGGGAAACAAUCUUGAUGAGGCGGAUGGAGUCAAGAAAAAAGCUGACGAUGUUGUCCUCGUCACUGUGAGUGCAAACAGGCCCAUUCACACUAGCUGGAACAAGAAGAACCUCACCAAGGCAGCGAAGUUCCACCUGCUGGCGGCCAAGAACGUGACGCGGCCGCAGCUCAGUUUCAAGGAAAAGGUGGACAACAGCAACACCCCCUUUGUUCCCAUCCUUCGAGACAAGCCACACUCCCUGAAGCCCCUCGCCAUUUUGCCAGAGCGCACUUCUGAUGGACAAGAAAGUUAUGGCCACCCUUAUGAGUGGGAGAUUGAACACUUUGAGCCGUCGCCCACACAGCUGAAGGCACCCACUGAAGAGAGGCUUCCCCCACCUCUUGAAGAGACGCCCUGCACCAUAGUGGAGACAGUCGAUCAGCUGAAGGACAUGUGUGAGGCACUGUCGAAAGAAACUGAGAUUGCUGUGGACUUGGAGCACCAUUCAUACCGGAGCUUCCAGGGCUUCACAUGCCUGAUGCAGAUCUCAAGCCGCACCCAAGACUACAUCGUAGAUACAUUAGCUCUGCGUCAUGAACUGCAAAUGCUCAACCAAGUUUUUGCUGACCCCAAGAUCGUCAAGGUCUUUCACGGUGCAGACAUGGAUGUGUUGUGGCUGCAGCGUGACUUCGGCCUGUACCUGGUGGGGCUGUUUGAUACAGGCCAGGCAGCCAAGGUGCUUGGCAUGGCACACUUCUCACUGGCAUUCCUACUCAAGCAUUACUGUCAGAUAGAGGCCGACAAGCAGUUUCAACUUGCUGACUGGCGGAUACGGCCCCUGCCACCAGAGAUGGUUAAUUACGCACAGUCAGACACUCACUACCUGCUGUACAUCAUGGACCGCAUUAAGCGUGACCUGGCUGAUCGCAGCAAUGAGAACGACAACCUGCUUCGAUCUGUGUUUGACCGCAGCAAGCAGGUGGCACUUAGGUGUUACGAAAAACCUAGCUACCAUGAGCAGAGUUACAUGGAGCUGUACCGCAAGAGCCGCAAGACAUUCAACAGCCGACAGCUGCACGCCUUGCGCCACCUCUACAGCUGGAGGGACCGAACGGCCCGCAACGAAGAUGAAAGCACGGGAUACGUACUGCCCAACCAUAUGAUCCUGGAGAUAUCAGAGAUCCUGCCAAGGGAGCAACAAGGUAUUGUGGCCUGCUGCAAUCCCUGCCCUCCUCUAGUGCGGCAGAACCUUAACGAGCUGCACACUAUCAUCCUGAAAGCUCGGGAAGUGCCACUCAACGAGAGCUUGGUGCCAGAAAAGUCAUCAUGGCCAGUGGCUGUGCAAGUUGACUUGGAUAGCGUGCUUCAUUGCGUCCACGAUCGGCCUCGGCAUGACGAUGCCAGUCUAGCACUGCCCACUCUUCUAGAUGAAGACGCGGAGCCUCUGCCUGCAGAAAAGCCCACUUCGCAGCUUCUGACUAAGGCAGUGCCAAGUUUGGGGGCAAUAGCAGCCAAGGUUCCACAAACAAAGCUAAGGAGUGGUACCUUUGUCUUGCCAUACAAGCGAUAUAAGGCCGCUGUGGAGCGAGAUGGUCCUGAAGUUGAGGCCAGCCAAGUGGUGAUGGCAACUGAUGAAAAACCUGAUCCUCGUGUGGCUAAAGAGAAGGCCGAGCCUGGCGAGGUCAGUGAAGCCACAGAGGUCAAGCAGGAAGAAGAAGAACAAGAAGAGACUCCCACAGCAGCAUCGUACGAAGACACAGCCCUGGCUGAGCCCCUGCGUUCACCACGGAAGGCACCACGUAGACAGCGUGGAAAGAGGAAGAGGCAGGAACCUGAUGUGGGACUUCUUCCCGACGGCCAAACGUACAACUCUGCUCAGGUCAACAUUUCUUCCGAUGACACAGCCGAGGACAGCAGCAAAGGAGGAACCGAUUUUAAGCCCUUCGACUACGCAGCACAGACACCUCAAGCACCAAAAGAACAGAAAAAGCAGCCUUGGAGCUACAACCCUGAGGGUCCCGAUGACAUGAAGGCAGGAAAGAAGAAGCGAAGAAGACAGCAGGUCAAGAGCCGCACAUUUGGAAACAACAGUGGCGAGCCUGUUGCCAAGUGGCCCAAGCGAUGACCGGCCCUCUCUGAUACAGCUGUGGGGAGGGGAGGGCUAUAAAGCUGUUUUCAUUUGUGCUGUUUUUUA
Messenger RNA from Rhipicephalus sanguineus (brown dog tick), 2641 nucleotides. RefSeq names its product exosome component 10 (gene Rrp6). Bases 134 to 2572 code for a protein of 812 amino acids. The transcript has 21 exons. Gene Ontology annotation, cellular component: nuclear exosome (RNase complex); nucleolus. Gene Ontology annotation, biological process: TRAMP-dependent tRNA surveillance pathway; exonucleolytic trimming to generate mature 3'-end of 5.8S rRNA from tricistronic rRNA transcript (SSU-rRNA, 5.8S rRNA, LSU-rRNA); nuclear polyadenylation-dependent antisense transcript catabolic process. Gene Ontology annotation, molecular function: nucleotide binding; nucleic acid binding; 3'-5'-RNA exonuclease activity. NCBI's taxonomy places the organism in Eukaryota, Metazoa, Arthropoda, Arachnida, Ixodida, Ixodidae. The record is from RefSeq and is a predicted model, not a curated record.